Molecule: messenger RNA, 639 nt
Organism: Mytilinidion resinicola
Lineage: Eukaryota; Fungi; Ascomycota; Dothideomycetes; Mytilinidiales; Mytilinidiaceae
Exons: 1
Coding region: 1-639 (212 amino acids)
Source: RefSeq, a predicted model, not a curated record
AUGGGACCAAAGCGCCAAACCCCACCCAAAAAGAAGAAAUUCACUGAUUGCAUCGGCCGAAACGCUUUCAUCGUCAAGUACACGCACAACGGUGACCGCAACGAGUUCCGCCUUAAUCGAGAGGAACUUCAAACCCAAUCCCCAUUCUUCAAACUCUUGGAAAACGCUACGAGCAUAGGCGAAGUCGAGGGCACCAUAAACGACCUUGAGACAGCCAACAAGGACGCCAAGAAGAACACGAAAGACUUCAAGCUUCUCACCGUCGUCCAGAACUGGCUUGAUCCGGCGAAACAGCAGGUCUCGGUCACAGCGAAAGACGAACAAGUCGAGUUCAGUGAGAUUUUCCGGAGGAGCCUCCAUGUCUAUAAGUUUGCGCAUCAUUACGAUAUGCGGAGCUUCCAGAACGCAGUCGCGGAUUACCUCAUGAAGACUUACCCUGCAAACGCUACGAACAGCAUCGGCCUAGAGGAGUUAGUAGAGAAUGAGGGGAUUCGGCCUGUAUAUCCGCAGCUCUGGGAGUUGCUCGAGGAGUAUUAUCUUGCUGGAUGCGAUCUUAAUCCCCUAGACCAGAAGGCGCUGAAUAAGGUGGAUGGAGAUGUCUUGGCCAGAAUCACCAGAAUCACCAGAUUGCUACUGUAG